This is a messenger RNA of Gaeumannomyces tritici R3-111a-1, 528 nucleotides long. RefSeq lists its product as hypothetical. The transcript is spliced from 3 exons. The record is from RefSeq and is a predicted model, not a curated record. Bases 1 to 528 code for a protein of 175 amino acids. NCBI's taxonomy places the organism in Eukaryota, Fungi, Ascomycota, Sordariomycetes, Magnaporthales, Magnaporthaceae.
AUGACGGCACUUCGUCUUGUGCGGUGUAAACGAGCUGCCAGCGCCCCCACCCUACCAGCCAGGAACAGCGGCGACGUCGUCCCCUUCAUCGCGCUCGAAGAGCACUGGCUCUCGACCGACGAAACGGAGCUGCAGGGCCUCCGGGACCGCGUGCCGCGCCUCGUCGAGGUCGGCCCGGAACGCACCGCGGCCAUGGUCGAGGGCAACGUGGCCGUCCAGGUGGUGUCGCACGCCGCCACCUCGCAGAGCGCCAUGCGCAUGGCGCCCGAGGUCCGCGCCGCCAACGACAAUUAUGCUUGGAUAGAGACGAACCUGCUGUUGGGAAGACAAUUAUUUUUGGUCGGCCAUCAAAAGUACCUGCUUCAGGAGGAAGCCCCCGUCGCCUGCGUCUGUGGCGCCUGCGGCAGAGUCGAUCAAAGGAGGGGCAUCCACGGCAUCGUGUCCACGGGCAUGCCCGAACGAGGAUGGUGCGCGUCGCCUGCAUGGAGGGACCGACGGUCACGAGGUGCCAUCUGGCCGGGCGGCUGA